AUGCCCCCCAAAGACGCAAAGGGCUCGAGGUUGCCCUUUACGAGGGUCUCCGAUUCAACGGUUCAUCAGACCGAUUCAUCUCGAGCAAAGAAAGCAACCACGGCCUGCGAAGCCUGUCAGAAACGCAAGUCGAAAGUCUGCACCCCGUCACAAGCAUCAAAGUCCGUGCUGACACCAUCAUGCGUCAUCAACGCAGACAAUGAUGGUCGUCGACGCAUCACCCUCAAACGUAAAAUCGAAUCCCUAGAGCAGGACCGGAACCUUUUUGAACGAUUGGUGGAGGUUCUUCGAGAUGACGAUGAGCGACAAGUUUCGGGCAUUCUCAACUUAAUUCGAAGCAACGCAUCGAUGGACAAGAUCCGGUUAUCCAUGAAUGAGAAUCGGAAUACAAGUCCUCCGCACAAUAUCCAGACCAAGAGUCCAACGUCCUCUUCGAGAAGAUUCAUGGAUGUGAGGCGUAUCUCAGAUAUUCCUCUCUAUGAGGUACCUGCGCGGCCGUGGACCUCUGUUACAAACGAUGAUUUCUUCGUUUCACACCUUGUCUCUCACUAUUUCACUUGGCAGCACGGUACUUUGAAUUGGAUUGACCGUGAGUUGUUCCUAGCGGAUAUGAGAACUGGCAAUAAGAGCUCUCGUUUCUGUUCGCCGUUGCUGGUCAACAUCAUGCUAUCUUGUGCAUGUUUUUACUCCGACUAUCCUGAAAUAUUUGCCAUACCUGAUGAUCCCAGUACCCGAGGUGAACACUUUCUAGAAGAAGCUAUGCAGCACCUGGUACUAGAAAAAGAUCGACUAUGCCUUACCACACUUCAAGCAUGGGGAGACAUCUAUACCAUUGCCUGUAUUAAGGGCAAGGAUAAACUCAGCUCCCAAUACCUGAUAAAGAUAGCAGACUGCCUCAGUUAUGCUAUGAACCACCGACAUGAAAUGAUAUGUGAAGCCAAUGAACAGUCCCAAGAAAUGGCAAGGUCAAUUGAUACUGCAAUCUUUGGUUUAUUCAGUCAUUAUUCCGGUUCCAUUCUAAGCCUCCAGAAACCAACCAUCAUCCAGAAACCCACCACGCUCGAAUAUUUCCCUGAAAACCACGACCUCGAAGACUCUUGGACGCCAUAUCCUCAUCAAGGCGGGCCCGUCGCUGCUCAUACAAACUGUUUGAAAAAUGCGCUGUUUGUACAGGGGCUGAUCAUGUGGGAAAUUUGCAAUCAUCUGUUUGAUGGCGAGACGAUAAUGAGAGUCGAUCCUGAGGUCAUCAAUAAUUUCCACCAACGCUUGGAGAGCUGGGCCAAGAACCUUCCACGAUGCAUCCAACUGGGAUAUGCGUCAACGCCGGGUGUCAUGGAGAUGCACAUGCGCUACCACAAUACAAUCAUACUCAUAUUCGGCUUCAUAACACCAAUCAUGAGAGGAGACGAAAUAACAACAAAUGACCGCAUCAAGAGACUACGAACAGCAUCAGCCCGCCAUAUCGGCUGCAUUCUCAAUCAAUUCCGCUCUCUCUGGCCAGUGGAGUGUAUGCCCAUUGCAGCAAUGCAGUACGCUACGACUGCGCUAUUCACUCUAUUUGAAGAUCUGGAAGAUGUCGAAAACCAAAGGUUCUUUACAGAUACUGUAAUCACCCUUCGGGCCCUCGGUCGCCGAUGGCAGUUUGCGAAAGGACUGUUUCGGCUUGUGCAACUAACGACUUUGAAAGAGAACACUUCACUGCCAAGUGAUACCGUGGCUGUCUUGAGAGAUGUACUGUCGCGCUCUGGUGGGGCUCAUAAGGUUGAGAGUGACGCUGCAGCCUGGCCAUUAUGA
Penicillium nucicola is the source of this 1794-nucleotide messenger RNA. RefSeq names its product fungal specific transcription factor domain-containing protein. Bases 1 to 1794 code for a protein of 597 amino acids. NCBI's taxonomy places the organism in Eukaryota, Fungi, Ascomycota, Eurotiomycetes, Eurotiales, Aspergillaceae. The record is from RefSeq and is a predicted model, not a curated record. The transcript is spliced from 6 exons.